AUGAUCGAAACGCCCAUACCUGUAGACCCCAUUCCGGUUUCAAGUCAGCUCCACGCCGACGAUGCUUUCGUCUCCUUGACGGUCAGUACGGCCGAAGCCAUGAACCCGACUCGACGGAAUACAAUGGAAGACCGCUACGUUAUCCACGCCCCUGGCACGUGGAAUGCUCCCGACCCCGACAUGGCGUAUUUGGCGGUGUAUGAUGGACACGGCGGCCGUGACAUGGUGGACUUUCUGGAACAUGGAAUGGCCUAUCACGUUGCCCAAGAGUUGACGGACCAAACCGACGACGCCCCAAUCACCACCAGGCUUGAAAGGGCCUUUCUUAUGGCCGACAUUCAUUCGAAACACGCAGGGAUCACAACAUCCGGGGCUACUGUAGCCGUAUGUCUCGUACAGAGAGACCCGUCCACUCCCCAGAAACUCCGUAUCUUUACUGCCAAUGCCGGAGACUCUCGGAUUGUAUUAGGUCACGACGGGGAAGCAACGCGUUUGACGCUAGACCAUCGUGUGGAUGAUCCGAAAGAAAUAGCUCGUAUCCAAAAAGCUGGUGGCUUCAUCUUCAAGGGCCGAGUUAUGGGGGUUUUGGCUGUAACUCGGAGUCUAGGGGAUCACAUUUUCAAAACCUUUGUCAUUGCGCACCCGGCGGUUCGUGAAUUAGACCUUCAACUGGAGAGCGGCUCCGUUGAACCCAGUUUUCUCAUCAUCGCCUGCGAUGGAUUGUAUGAUGUCAUGACAGACAAAGAAGCCGUCGACUUAGUGCGGAACUUUGCGGGGGAGAGAGAAGAUGCUGCACAGUUUUUGGUGCAGCAGGCACUGCGGAGAGGGACUACAGACAACGUAACUGCAAUUGUGGCUUGGCUCGAGUAGGGAAAAACUUUCACCCUACCACGAUGGGAAUGCAAUAAUUACAUUCUAAUUUGCUACGUAAUUUUCUGUUUCUUGUUC
This is a messenger RNA of Phaeodactylum tricornutum CCAP 1055/1, 948 nucleotides long. RefSeq lists its product with no specific name. Gene Ontology annotation, molecular function: cation binding; protein serine/threonine phosphatase activity. Bases 1 to 870 code for a protein of 289 amino acids. The transcript is spliced from 3 exons. Gene Ontology annotation, biological process: protein dephosphorylation. The record is from RefSeq and is a predicted model, not a curated record. NCBI's taxonomy places the organism in Eukaryota, Bacillariophyta, Bacillariophyceae, Surirellales, Neidiaceae.